Messenger RNA from Castor canadensis (American beaver), 3788 nucleotides. It is a transcript of the gene Myadml2, whose product is annotated as myeloid associated differentiation marker like 2. The record is from RefSeq and is a predicted model, not a curated record. NCBI's taxonomy places the organism in Eukaryota, Metazoa, Chordata, Mammalia, Rodentia, Castoridae. Gene Ontology annotation, cellular component: membrane.
GCCUCCAGAGCUGGCUGUUGCACCCUCCCCCAGUGCAGCUGGCCCCAGAAGCUGCUUAAGCUGGGGUCCUCAGAGGGGACCCCCAUGCUCUCAUUGCUCCCCUCCCCUCCCCCACACUUACUAGACUGACAGAUGCAGGUGCUCAGGAGACAGGUGGGCGGUGCCAGCAGCCAUGGGGUUAAUGGUCCUGGCAGGGGCUCUGUGUGGGAAGCAGGGGUCGGAUGUCCCUCUGGGAUGGCGACCGGCAUGCAUGCUGCUAUUCCAGGGCUCUGAUCACCGCUGUCUAUUUAUAGUGCUAGGGGGGAGGCUCCCCACACAGGCAGCAGAGAGGCUGCCCUGCUGCAAUGUCACCAUCGUCACUGCCACUGCAGGCUGCCUGCAUCUGCCACUGCCGCAGAGGACGGAGGGGCCUCAGCCCAGUAGAACCCCAGGGCUGCUGGGCACUGCGUGAGGCCAGGAGGUGGCAGGGCAGAUGGGCAGCACCAUGGAGCCCCCAGGGGGCGCAUACCUGCACUUGGGCGCUGUGACGUCACCGGUGGGCACAGCCCGUGUGUUGCAGCUGGCCUUUGGCUGCACUACCUUCAGCCUGGUUGCCCACCGGGGCGGUUUCGCAGGUGUCCAGGGCACCUUCUGCAUGGCUUCCUGGGGUUUCUGCUUUGCUCUCUCCGUCUUGAUAGUGGCCUGUGAGUUCACAAGACUCCACGGCUGCCUGCGCCUCUCCUGGGGCAACUUCACAGCGGCCUUUGCCAUGCUGGCCACAUUGCUGUGCGCCACAGCUGCUGUCAUCUAUCCACUGUACUUCACCCGGCUGGAGUGCCCACCCGAGCCUGCAAGCUGCAUGGCCCGGAACUUCCGCCUGGCAGCCAGUGUCUUCGCUGGACUCCUCUUCCUGGCCUACGCUGCAGAGGUGGCCCUAACACGGGCCCGGCCCGGCCAGGUGGCCAGCUACAUGGCCACAGUGUCGGGGCUUCUCAAGAUUGUUCAGGCCUUUGUAGCCUGCAUCAUCUUUGGAGCACUAGUCUAUGACAGCCGUUACGGACGCUAUGUAGCCACCCAGUGGUGCGUGGCUGUUUACAGCUUAUGCUUCUUGGCCACAGUGGCCGUGGUGGCCCUGAGUGUGAUGGGUCACACAGGAGGCCUGGGCUGCCCAUUCGACCGUCUGGUGGUGGUGUACACCUUCCUCGCUGUACUCCUGUACCUCAGCGCUGCUGUCAUCUGGCCGGUCUUCUGUUUUGACCCCAAGUACGGGGAGCCUGGGCGGCCCCUCGACUGUCCCCGAGGCAGCUGUCCCUGGGAUAGCCAGCUGGUGGUAGCCAUUUUCACCUACGUCAACCUGCUUCUCUACAUCAUCGACCUUGCCUACUCCCAGAGGAUUCGUUUUGUGCCCACCCUGUAGCCUGGCAAGCAGCAGCCCAUCCACCUCUGCUCUUUGGCCCAAGGGCAUGUGAGGGUGACCAGGUGAACCAAGACCUCAGGGGCAAAUAAGAGGGAGGCCAAGGGCUCAGUGCAGUUGCAGCUCAAUGGUGAGAGGCUGCUCCUGGACUUCCCAUAGCUCUCUGAGACUGGGUUUUGGGAGAAACAGAGGAAGGACAGAUGGGCAGGAGUCCCUGGGAAGAGAACAAGGCAGUUCAUGGGCUUUCUUCUUAUCUGUCUCUUUCUCUCUUUCUCUCUUUGUCUCUAUCUCUACUUCUAUCUCUCUCAAUUUCCUGGCCUUCCCUGGGCUCAGUGCUGGUCACUAACAUGUGGAAACCCUUUGGAGCAGGUGCUGUUGUAACCCAUUUUGCAGAUGGGGACAAUGAGGCUAGAUGGACUUUAGAGGUGGCCUAUUAUGUUCAUCAGUGUCUGGAGGCUGAGUAAUAUAAACUGGAAAAGGGUCAAUUUUCAGAGGAGUAGGAGGGGCCAAAAACAAGUCUUGGAGAGUACUGAGGCUAGCCCAUUGGAGGGAUGUGCAGAGCUGGAACCUCCUACUUGUUCCCAGAACCCUGGGAGGAGAGCUGUUGCUCAGUGGCUGUGCCAACUCGAAGAGGCGCUCAGAAAUCAGGACCUGACCUCACUGGCCUCUGGGGAGUGUCCUGGUGGCCACAGACAUUGGAAGCAGAGUGAGGACUGUACUGUGGCUGCCCAGGGCUGCCUCCACAGCGCUGGUGGACUGGAAGGGCCUGCCGAGGCCAGCAGUGUGCCAAGGAGACGGGUUCUGACCCAGUGGUGAAGUCCUGCCCAGAUGCCCGUCAUAGGCCAUGAACCAGCAGCUCUUGCAAUGCCUACCAUAGGUCUGGGAGGCUAGCCUGCACUAGCUAGCCAGGCUAGUUAGUGCAGGCAGCACUAACACAGGAUGCAGGCCUGGCCUGGGGCAGCCACUGUGACAUGGAGCCUGGACACCAGGUACCUCUGCUCAAGUAACUAGUUGCCUGGAUGAUCCCAAAUAUGAGAGCCUGCUGGUGCCAUCAUCCUCCAUGCUCCCAUCAGCUUCUACUGCACAAGCCCAGACUGGACCAGGCCCACUGGCCACUUGGAGCCAAAGCAUCAUGGGCAGAAUCUCAGCAGCCCCUCAACCCAUUGACUGGCCUCCAAGGUCCUUGCACAGGAAAUAAAUGCAGAUGUUCAUUUACACCCUGGCUCUGAUAAGCAGUCUUUCCUGAGGAGCUGUGGCCAAUGGCACCUCUGGGCCACCCUCCCCCUGCAUGCUCUGGGAGAAGGGCCUAGACCAGGUCCUGGCUGAGACAGGAUGUGGCCCUGGGGGUACCCCAAGUUCUGGGGGGCAGGUAAGGCUGGGCCUUCCUCCUAAGGAGACAAGAGGCAGGCAGUGUCCUCUCCCUUGCUAAAUGACAGGACAGAGUGCCUCAGAAGGCCAGUAGGAAAAAGAAGGGUCAGGGUCGAUCUCAUCCUCUUCCUUUCUAGAGGCACUCUGGACACACCUGGGUGUUUCUAGGCACUGACAGAGGGGCUGCGCACUUUCUGUGCAGUGGAAUUCAUGCAGCUUUUAGGCUCUGAGGGCCCCCAGUCAGGCCACAUGUGGCACCAUGUUAGUCAAGUGGCCUUUGCUGGCCGACUGGAGUGGGCACAUUUGGGUGUGCUAACAAACAGGGUCUGAACUGAUGUGUUUUUCUUAGGGGAAGUGGGGGCAGGCAGCUGCUGGGUUGGUAGGCAUCCUGAAGGCCUCUGCUGGCUGAGAGGGUUUGGGUCCGGCGGCCACAUCACCACCCAGUAACAAAGGAGCAAUGGGCCACACCCAUCCCGACUUACGGGGAGGCCUGGACACUAUCUGGAAAAGGAAUCUGCUCUUUUCUUUCAUUUCUUUGCUAGCCCAAACUCUGGAACAAGUUAUCUGCCACCAAGUCUGCAACUUUCUCACUGUCCAGUGGUCUUCCACCUCUAGCAUCCCCACUCAACCUAAAUUUCAGAGGUCCUGAGGGACGACAGAGGAAGGGAGGGGAUAGGGCUCAUGAGGAGAAUGGAAGGGCUUCAGGGGCUCCCUGGACCAGAGGGCUGUCUUUGUUUUGUUUUAAGGGGAGUAGUAUAUACUGUUAUCACUUGAAAAAAGUAAGUCUUGAAGUAGGGAGCUCUGCUCUCAAAAGGUAAUGAACUCCUAGGCUUUGUGUCAUGGGCUUGAACUGUUAACUUGGGACAGGUACUUAUUCCAGCCCCGUCCUUGGACAGUGAGGACCAAAUUCAUCUGACCAGUCUCCUAGUGGGAGCAGUUGGUGUAGGUAUCAUGUGUCAAGGAGAGGAGAACCAGGUGGAUAAAAAAAUCAAACUUUGCCUCCAUGGCAAAAAAAAAAAAAAAAAAA